CUUUUCUGACAUGUCGCCCGCAGAUUCACACAGGUCGGUCUUCGAACCCACGCCCGAGAGCAUCCCCCCGGCCGACGCCGACCUCGUCCUCCGCAUCCCCGAUGGCCUGCCGACCAACAUCCAUCCUCUGAACCCUCUGCUCUUCCUCCUUCGAGCCGCACAACUCUAUCCUGACCACUUGGCCCUCGCACAUCCAGACGUCGAGUUCCCCGUGUUCUAUUCCUAUGCCGUCUGGGCGCAACGCGUCCAGAACUUUGCCUACGGCCUUAUCCACGCCGGCAUCCAUCCCGGCGACCGCAUAGCCGUCGUAGCCCCCAACUCACCCCUGAUAGCAGAUGCCCUCCAAGGCGUGAUCGGCGCCCGCGCGAUCCUCACGACGAUCAACAUCCGUCUCACGAAGCCCGAGGUCGACUACAUACUCGAGCACAGCGGCGCCAGGCUCAUCUUCGUCGACCACGAGUACGCGCACCUCGUGCAGGGCGCGAAGGCCCGCGUCAUCGUCUGCAGCGACACGGGACGCGUCGGCGAUCCGUACGAGCAGUUCCUGAGCGCCGGGAGGGCGUUCAGUCAGGAACGGGGAUGGGCGGGCUUGGAGAUGGACGCGGACGAGAACAAGCCGCAUUCGUUGAAUUAUACCUCGGGGACCACGGGGCGACCCAAAGGUGUCCUGACCACCUUGAGAGGGACAUACUUGGCUGCCAUCGCAAAUGCCUAUGAGACACAAAUGAACAAGGAGUCCACAUACCUCUGGAUCCUCCCCAUGUUCCAUGCAGCAGGCUGGACGUACCCGUGGGCAAUCACUUUCUCCUUUGCGACCCAAAUAACCCUUCGGUCCGUCAAUUAUCCUCUCAUAUGGAAACACCUGCUCCAUUCGAGAGUCACACACUAUUGCGGUGCGCCGACCGUCCAGAUUGGGAUCGUGAACGACGUCAACGCUAGGAGGGUCGACCAUCCUGUGAUGGCUAUCAUCGCAGGAGCAGCACCGACGGCGCAUCUCCUAGGAGAGUUGGAGAAGAAGGGCAUACAGCCGGUGCACGUAUACGGAUUGACGUACACGUACGGGCCCCUCACCCGCAACUACCCGCAGCCGUCCUGGUCGUCCCUCCCGCUGGACGAGCGCGCCAAGCUCACGUCCCGGCAGGGCCACGCCUUCGUGACCUCCCACCCCGCGCGCGUCGUGCGCCUCCCUACCGAGCUCCCGGCGGACGCGCCGCCCGACGCGCUCGUCGACGUCCCGAGGGACGGCAAGACGCUCGGCGAGAUCGUCAUGCGCGGCAACAUCGUCAUGCACGGCUACUUCGCCGACGCGGAUGCCACCGCGCGCGCGUUCGCGGGCGGCUGGUUCCACUCGGGCGACCUCGCCGUCUGGCACCCGGACGGGUCCAUCGCGAUCCAGGACCGUAGCAAGGACAUCAUCAUCUCGGGAGGAGAGAACGCGUCCAGUCUGGCGAUCGAACAAGAGCUGUCGAGCCACCCCGACGUGCUCGAGGUGUCCGUCGUGGGCCGCGAACACCCGCGCUGGGGCGAGCGCCCGAUGGCCUUCGUGAUCCUCCACGCCGCCGCCGCGGCGCGCUGGGCGGGCAAGCACGGCCACUUCGCGGAUGCGCUCAAGACGCACGCGCGCGCGCGCCUCCCGGGCUUCGCGACGCCGGAGUGGGUCGAGGUGGUCGCGGAGCUGCCCAAAACGUCGACGGGCAAGAUUCUCAAGACGGCGCUCCGCAAGCGCGCGGCAGCCGCGGCGUCGUCCGCCAAGCUGUAGGCCGUGGAGCACUGGAUCAGGAGAGACAUGCAUCAGGGAGCACUGCAGGUAGACGCGCAGGGGGGCCUCGACUCGUCUGCAGAAGGCCGUCAGCGGAAGUGAACUAACCGAUCGGAUCUUUGGGGGUUCCUAAUGUAACAUCUAUUGUAUUGCAUAUGAUGUCGAAUCGUCAUCCGUUGCUGGUGCGGGACGGUAUCAUGAGUAGGUACUGCACACGGAGAAUAAGAUAUGGAUUCUGAGAACGAAGACAGUGAUGUGAGAGAGUGAGGGAGCAUGCGGAGAGACAAGAAAAGAGGGAGGGGGGAGGGGGGGAAAGAACAAUCGUGACACAGAGAGCCUACGUAAAUCGGGAAGAAGAGAAAAAAAAAGGGGAGAGUGAGAGGACGAGAGUCGAAAACGAAAGAAAAUAAUGAGUCGAUAAGAGGAAAUAUGGAUAUUACGAAGGAAUGCGCGCGUGACAAGAGCCGGUGGGGGGUUCGUAUUCGUGGGGACAUGGCCGACAUGAAUGGAGUUGAAAAGUAUCCAUGAGAUCAAGAAGAGAUGACGAUCUGCUGCUGCUGCGAAUAAAUAGUGACAUGAUUCUUUUGAGAGUGGCCCGACCGAUCCAGACCCUCCGCUCCGCCGUCCAAAAACUGCGCCCGCGCGUGCAAUGGCAUGUACUGUAUAUACAGCUCCAACUCCGGCACAACGGUACACUACGACGAGCCCAGCGGGCACAGGCGCAGUAUCCGGAACGCGAUGCCGUUGCGCUCGCAGAGGUAGAUGUUGUCCCCACGCCUACCGAGGAAGAUCACCUCGUCGCGCGCGCGCUCCGCCUCCGCGUCCCCGAGCUCCGGCCGCCCAGGCGACCGCCCGGGGCCGGUGCUGAGCUUCUUCACGGGUGCCCCGAGGCGGUGCGAGUGGGACUUG
Messenger RNA from Heterobasidion irregulare TC 32-1, 2668 nucleotides. RefSeq lists its product as uncharacterized. Bases 11 to 1759 code for a protein of 582 amino acids. NCBI's taxonomy places the organism in Eukaryota, Fungi, Basidiomycota, Agaricomycetes, Russulales, Bondarzewiaceae. The transcript has 16 exons. The record is from RefSeq and is a predicted model, not a curated record.